Molecule: messenger RNA, 1902 nt
Organism: Thyridium curvatum
Lineage: Eukaryota; Fungi; Ascomycota; Sordariomycetes; Thyridiales; Thyridiaceae
Exons: 1
Coding region: 1-1902 (633 amino acids)
Molecular function (GO): protein binding
Source: RefSeq, a predicted model, not a curated record
AUGGAGGCAAUAUACGAGCGUAUGGCCAGUGCAGUCCAAGUUGGCCCUAGCGAGCUUUAUGGUACGCUUGGCGAGAAGAUCCUUGCCUGGGCAACAUUUGCUCGACGGCCUCUAUCCAUCAAAGAGCUCAACGAUGCACUUGAAGAUAACGGUAUAUUGGAGAUUCACCGCACAAUUGGAGAUCUCUGCGGUGGACUCGUCGUGGUCGAUCAGGAGGGGAGAGUUUCAUUGAUUCACCAGACUGCUCGAGAAUACUUGUGUCGCUCAGGUCCCACAUCAAGCUCUAUCGUCUUGGAUACGAAGGCUAUCAACAACAGACUCUUCCGAACAUGUGUUCUGCGUCUGAUGGGCAACAUACUUCGGGCCAAGAUCACUCAAGGUCGGCCUCCUGCCCUGUUGGCAUACGCGGCAAGCGAUUGGGCUUAUCAUCUGUCCCGUGGAUCUCCGACCGGCAGCCAGAACACUGGGCUUCUCCUGAAGUUUCUUCAGGGGCCUGCAGUACUGACCUGGAUACAAGCAGCUGCAGAGACGAAACAACUUAGAGCACUUGUAGUCGCAUCUCGGCAGAUAACCGAAGUCGUCGAAAAGCUCAAAAGGCUUAAUGACCAUGAGUCCCUGCUACACCGUCAGGCAAUAGAGGUCCUCAGCGCCUGGGCAACAGAUCUCGUAAAGCUGGUUGGGAAGUUCGGUGCACCUCUUCUCAAGAGGCCUGAUGCAAUCUACAAGUUGAUACCGCCUUUCUGUCCAGAAAUGUCAGCCGUCCUCCAACAGUUCGGGGUGAGGGAGUCCAAGACCCUCUCCAUUUCAGGUCUCAACAGGAACGUUUGGGAUGAUUGCCUUGCACGCUUACUACUCGAAUCAGGGCUGAUGACAUCGGCCGUGUUGGCUGCUGGCUCGCGCAUCGCCGUCUUGACUAACAGAAAAAGCUCAGGCUGUGUAUUCUUAAUUAGUGCUUACUCUUUUGAAGAAGAGCGUCGCUUGAAUCACGGGGAGCGCGUGCAUAGAAUACAAGUGGACAAGACCAACACACACUUGCUCAGUUACGGCCGCAAAACAACCAAAGUAUGGGACAUACCAUCUGGCGAAUGUCUCACGACACUUGAAAAUCCCUCCAAUAGACCAAGGCCACAUAGUGUUAUCUUUGUAGAAAACACAAACACGGUUCUUGUCGCUGGAGAGGAUCGCAUUGUCAGAUCGUUCAAUUUCGGAGCUGAUAUAGUGGAGUGGGUGUGUCAAGGACACAUUGAACAAGAGACCUCGGGUCAUACUCUCCUCAAUGCACCAAUUUGUUCCGCGCUGAGCCCUGACGGAGAGAUGAUUGCCUUUGGAUACCGUGGGUACCCGGUUACCGUUUGGCACCUACGCGACAAGUUUACGAUGGGUCGAUGCAACAUGGCUCCUGAUGGCUUCACCAUCAUACUUCAGGAAAAUGCGCUGGGUGAAAUCAUACAGUUCGCCUGGCAUCCUUUUAGCGGUGAGGUUAUAGGUUUGCAACGAGACGGCAUCCUGUUCAAGUGGAACCCUUGUGACGACGAGCCAACUGAUGUCAUCUCAGCCGGCGCCCACUCGCUGUGCGUCUCGGCUGACGGGUCUCUGGUUGCCACUGGUGACACAGUUGGAACCAUAAAAGUUUAUACGACUGAUGAUCUAUCUCUUCUCUAUCAACCAUCCUCCCAAGACGCGAUUUUAGGUGUCGACUUCAGUGCCGAUUCCCGACGAGUCUAUGACAUACGCGCGAGCUACGGAAACGUAUGGGAACCGAAUGCUCUCGUCCGUCUUGCCGAGAGUUCCGAAUGCACAGAUCAUAGCAGCGAUUCUUGGAGGGAGACUGAAACGACCAGGAGGAAAAGGAUUUGGGGCAAACCCAGGAGCUAUAGAAGCCCACUAUAUUCUACCAGGUGA